CCGGAAAUCUACCGGAGAUCAACCCAAGACAUCAUAUCGUCCCGAGUGUGGUAAAUAUUCUAGAACUCCUACUACUCACAAAGAGUGGUUUUUGUGAAAGAAGUAUCCACAAACAGCACAAUGGCAUCAUGUCGAGCGCUCGGCACAGUGGCAUCGUCCGCAAGGAUGCUAAGGCCAACCAGAAUAACCCCGAGGGUUCCAAUCACAUCCGCAUAUAGAUGUCUUCACCAAACCGGAAGACUACCAUCGAUGGGGGCGACAAAUUCAGCGAGGAGACCAACUCUACAGCCAUUGCACCAGCCAUCAACUAUACUACGCCCAGCAGCUGCGGCUGGCGGUAGUCGAACUAUAUUUAUUCAGACGGAGAAUACACCAAACCCGGAUGCUCUCAAGUUCCUCCCCAACCAGCGAGUUCUACCCGAGGGCCUCUCGACGCCUUUCAUUGAAUAUAUGUCGCCACGCUCAACUCUGGCGCCUCCACAUCCCUCUCCGCUGGCAGCAAACUUGAUGAACAUAGACGGGAUCACAUCUGUGUUCUAUGGAGUGGAUUUCAUUACGGUCACGAAGGCCGCCGAUGCCAACUGGGCGCAUAUCAAGCCUGAAGUUUUCAGCCUCAUCACCGAAGCCGUUACUUCCGGACAGCAGAUGGUGAACAUUACGGAGCAUAAGCCAGGAGAGCAACAUCAUGAGGGCGCGGAGGAAGACAGUCUUGCAUAUAACGAGAAUGAUAGUGAGGUUGUUGGAAUGAUCAAGGAGCUUCUGGAAACACGGAUUAGACCCGCGAUCCAAGAGGACGGUGGAGAUAUCGACUUCAAGGGGUUCGAAGGAGGCAAUGUACUGCUCAAGCUCAGAGGUGCCUGCCGUACAUGCGAUUCGAGCACGGUCACAUUGAAGAAUGGUAUUGAGGGAAUGCUGAUGCAUUAUAUCGAGGAAGUAAAGGGCGUUGUUCAAGUUCUAGAUCAGGAGGAGGAAGUGGCUCUGGCCGAGUUUGCAAAGUUUGAGGAGAAGCUGAAACAGCAAAAGGGAAGCGUGCCGGCGUCAACAGAAGGCAAGGACAGCCUGGACAGUGUGCCGGGAUGAAGCAUCACGUACACUGUAGACUGUAUAGUAUCGUGAAGAAUUGGAUGUAUACUAGAACAAAACCGCAGGGAUGGGACAUGCGUGUAUAUACCCAAAUGAAGCAUUGUGCAGACAUAAUUGGCCAGGGUGCCACUUCCCCGCUUUCUCGGUGUGCAGGGCCCAUCUCGAUCGAAAGCCGAAGGUUUAUUGUAAGGGGUGAUCCAUUGACGUAGUGGUGGUGUAGGUUGGCGGGAGAGGGAGUAGAAAGGUGGAGGAGAAGAAUGCCAGCAGUACCGGAAGUUAAACACAGCCACGGAACAGUAGAUGCUGUGGAAGGAUAGGUUAUAUCAAAGAGUCACGAGGGGUGGGUUGAACAGCGGUAGUAAGUUUUUGGUGUACCGUGAAAUAAACGCCAACCGUGAACCGUCAACCUGUCAACAUCAGCCAGUGCUACACAGACUCACAGACCUGCGCUUUGUCGAGCUCUUUCUCCUGGUUUCCGAUCCGUGGCCACCACCAGAGCAACACCCCACCACACCUGAUCGAAAUAUGAACGGAAUUAGCCAGAUGCAGUAGAGAAGAUGGGAUGGCAUUGACGACAGAUGGAGCGUGAUGUCAUAUAGAGAUCGAUAGCUUAGACCUUGGAGGCUCAGUUCCCGUGUAUUGUGAACUUUGGAGAGAUAAUUGCUAGGGGGACCAAGCAGUACAGAAACGACAGGUGGCCUAGAAAGGCAGUACUCCGUGGAGGGGG
Molecule: messenger RNA, 1810 nt
Organism: Pseudogymnoascus verrucosus
Lineage: Eukaryota; Fungi; Ascomycota; Leotiomycetes; Thelebolales; Thelebolaceae
Exons: 2
Coding region: 121-1080 (319 amino acids)
Biological process (GO): iron-sulfur cluster assembly
Cellular component (GO): mitochondrion
Molecular function (GO): iron ion binding; iron-sulfur cluster binding
Source: RefSeq, a predicted model, not a curated record